This is a messenger RNA of Phaeoacremonium minimum UCRPA7, 1713 nucleotides long. Its product is annotated as putative siderophore iron transporter mirb protein. The transcript is spliced from 5 exons. The record is from RefSeq and is a predicted model, not a curated record. Bases 1 to 1713 code for a protein of 570 amino acids. Gene Ontology annotation, biological process: transmembrane transport. Gene Ontology annotation, molecular function: transmembrane transporter activity. NCBI's taxonomy places the organism in Eukaryota, Fungi, Ascomycota, Sordariomycetes, Togniniales, Togniniaceae.
AUGGCAGAGAUAAACGCCCUCACACCGCAGCCAACGGCUGAAGUCCCUGCUGACAUUAAAAAAGCUUUUGAGGAGCGACUAGGAGGAGGUGAAGAAACGCGCGAGGACAAUGACGAGAAACCAGUCCAUGACGAUAAUUCCGAGCACAAGCAGGAGGGUGUUAAGCGGGUUGAAGCUAUCACUACUGUUUGGUCAAAGGAGUUGCUCAUCGUCAUGUUUGUUUUACUAUACCUUGUCGCAUUCGUCGAUCAGUUGUUGCAGUCUGUCCAAGGCACCCUCGUCCCUUACAUCACAUCGGCAUUCAAUCAGCACGGCUUGCUAGGCACAACGAGUAUUGUGGCAACAAUCUUAGGCGGAGUCUGCAAUCUUCCUAUUGCUAAAAUUAUCGACAUAUGGGGCCGAUGCGAAGGUUUUGUCGCCAUGGCUGUUCUGAUUGUCAUUGGUAUGAUCAUGAAAGCCACCUGUACCAGUGUCGAAAUGUACGCCGCGGCGCACACUCUGUAUUGGGUCGGCCACCUGGGCAUUGAGUACAUCAUCACCAUUAUCCUAGCCGAUAUCACCUCUUUGAGGAACCGGUUGAUUUUGUUUGGCAUCAACAAUACCCCCCUCAUCGCUACGACAUUUGCCGGUCCUCGGAUCGCGGAGCUGUUCUAUGACAACGUUAACUUUCGGUGGGCUUUCGGAGCCUUCUUGAUCAUUCUAGUCUUUUUCUGCAUACCCGUCAUGCUUGUGUUUAUCUUUAGCAAACGGAAGGCUGUUCGGCAAGUCGUCGGCAUGUUCCUCACAGUGGCAGGAUGGUCUUUGCUGCUAUUGCCUUUCAGCCUGGUGUCAUAUGCUCCCAACGGCUGGAAGACCGGAUACAUCAUUGCGAUGAUCAUUCUUGGAUUUCUACUUCUCGUCGCUUUUGGAUUCUGGGAGCGAUACUUCGCCACCGUGCCUUUUAUCCCUUUCAGGUUUCUUAAGGAUCCCACCAUUCUUGGAUCAUGUCUUGUCUACGGCAUUAUGUUCAUUUCCAUCUUCUGCUGGGACACAUAUUACGGAUCUUAUCUGCAGGUGGUUCAUAACGAGAGUAUCACCAUCUCUGGAUAUGUGCUCAACUCUUUCUCACUCAUGUCGUCGUUCAUUAGCCCUUUCGUCGGACUUAUCGUCCGUUAUACUGGCACAUUCAAAUGGCCAUCAAUUGCUGUUAUUCCGUUUGCCGUUCUUGGCACAGCUCUCCUAAUCCACUUUCGUACCCCUGAAUCGAAAACUGGAUAUCUGGUCAUGUGUCAGCUCUUCAAUGGCAUUUACAGCGGUGUCUGGGCUCUCACAGCGCAGCUUGCGAUUAUGGCUUCUGUCAGCCAUCAGGAGAUUGCUGUUGGCCUUGCCAUGUGGGGUCUGUUUGGUUCUAUUGGUGCCGCCAUCGGCUUCGCGGUUUCUGGCGCGCUCUGGACCAAUAUAUUUCCCGAACAGCUUUACAAGGCCCUCCCUGAUGACAGCAAGAACCUUACAGCCACAAUUUACGGAGACAUCACUGUGCAGCUGUCAUACCCCAUGGGAAGCCCCAUCCGUACCGCAAUCAUUGAAGCCUACCAAGAUGUUCAGAGGAAAAUGGUCAUCACUGGUGUGGCGUUCAUUCCUCUCUGCUUGGGUUGCCUGUUUUUGUGGCGGAACAUCAACGUCAAGAAAUUGGAGGAGAGAGAAGGCAAACAGACCAAGGGUACUGUUUUCUGA